AUCACUCUCCUCACAAUCUUAUUACAGGUGCAGCCUGCCCAGCUAGCUAAGCUAGUGGAGCAUUGGUCCCUGAGAGCCAGCAAAGCUAGCAUGAUAGAUAUGGAGAUAGGUGAUCAAGCAUCUUAGUUUAGCUUAACCCAGCACUCGCGCAGCACAAAAAAGCAGCACCACUAGUAGUUGUUUCUUGGCAUCAAUUGCUCGAUCAGCUCGAUCGAUCGAGGUGUCUUGAAAUUCCGGCUGCCAUGGCGAACUACCGGCUCGGCGGCGGUGGCAACGGGCACUACGAGAUGGCGGCAGCAGCGUGGAGGGAGCCGGAGAGCCCGCAGCUGAGCCUCAUGAGUGGGUGCAGCUCUCUCUUCUCCAUCUCCGGCCUGCGGGACGACGAUACCGACCUCCACCUCCUCGCCGGAGCGCGCUCUCUGCCGUCCACGCCGGUCUCAUUUGGCGGGUUCGCCGGCGGUGACGAAGUCGACAUGGAGCUGCCGCAGGGCGGCAGUGGCGGCGACGACCGGAGGACGGUCCGCAUGAUGCGGAAUAGGGAGUCCGCCCUGCGCUCCAGGGCCAGGAAGAGGGCAUAUGUGGAGGAACUGGAGAAGGAGGUUCGCCGUCUGGUGGAUGACAACCUCAAGCUGAAGAAGCAGUGCAAAGAGCUGAAGCGGGAAGUGGCGGCGCUGGUCCUGCCCACCAAGAGCUCUCUCCGGCGAACCUCGUCCACGCAGUUCUGAAAGGGGAUCCGACGGCCCAAGACGCAGAGCAGAAGCGUAUUUUGGCAGUACACAUUUAGGAGAAAAUUAAUCAAACAUGUGCACAUUUCGUCUAUGGUUUGUGUGUAUAUAUAUGUACAUGAUAUACUGAACCUGUAUGCCGUCAGAUCUUUUUUGCGCUUGUCUUUAAAAAGAAAGAAAUGGGGUUUAAUCGGUGGAGAGGAUUAACCUUUU
Molecule: messenger RNA, 938 nt
Organism: Hordeum vulgare subsp. vulgare (domesticated barley)
Lineage: Eukaryota; Viridiplantae; Streptophyta; Magnoliopsida; Poales; Poaceae
Product: protein FD-like
Exons: 3
Coding region: 243-725 (160 amino acids)
Biological process (GO): positive regulation of DNA-templated transcription
Cellular component (GO): nucleus
Molecular function (GO): DNA-binding transcription factor activity
Source: RefSeq, a predicted model, not a curated record